GGUCAGAAUUUUUCUCAAUAGAAAAGGUAGCAUAGUAUUACUGAACUUUCUCGAUCUUAUAUCUUGGGCAAUAAUCCUACGCCAUUUUUUCCUUAAAAUCCUGGCUCUAUAUAAAUCAAAUAACCAAAAAACUAUUGUUUAACCAAAUAAUUGAAUCACUAAGAUGGCAUCAAAUCAGGAAGAAGUGAAACUUUUUGGAAUGAGAGGAAGUCCAUUUGUAACGAGGGUAGAUAUAGCUCUAAAAUUAAAGGGAAUUGAAUACGAAUAUGUGGAAGAAAAAUUAGGAAACUUUAGUGAAACACUCAUCAAAUAUAAUCCCGUUUAUAAAAAAGUUCCUGUGUUAGUUCAUAAUGGAAAACCAAUCUCAGAAUCACUUGUGAUUCUUGAGUACAUCGAUGAGACAUGGAAGCAAAAUCCAAUCUUGCCUUCUGAUCCUUACAAAAGAGCCUUGGCUCGUUUCUGGUCAAAUUUCAUAGAUGAUAAGUAUUUGGGUGCUGUACGGAAAGCUAGUUCUUCUCUUGAUGAAAAGGAACGUGAGGAGAGUUUUAAGGAAAUAGAAGUGGCUUUUCAAUUUCUUGAGAAUGAACUCAAGGAGAAAUAUUUUGGUGGAGAAGAGAUUGGGAUUGUUGAUAUUACAGGUGUGUUUAUAGCUUUUUGGUUUCCUGUUAUACAAGAAGCUACAGGAUUGAAGUUGUUUACUAGUGACAAAUUUCCUAAGCUUUAUAAAUGGAGUGAAGACUUUAACAAUCACCCAAUUGUUAAGGAACAAUUGCCUCAGAGGGAAACACUUUUGGCUUUUUUUAAAGCUCGUUUUGAAAGUCUUGUUGCUUCAAAAUAGAUUAAGGGGAUUACAUAUUUGAGGAAUUUAAGGAAAACUUAUAUAGUAUGAAUUAUGGUUAAAUAAAUUACUUAGAUGCUAAAUUAGUAGUAGAAUUUAUGUUAGUUCUUAUUUUAUUUUGGAUGUUGUUGAAUUAAAUUUUUAAUAGUUUUGGGGUCUUGUAUUUAAUUAUCUAUUAAUAUUAUUAUAUAUGUAGUUUUGGGGUCUUGAA
This is a messenger RNA of Lathyrus oleraceus (garden pea), 1049 nucleotides long. Its product is annotated as probable glutathione S-transferase. Gene Ontology annotation, biological process: glutathione metabolic process. The transcript has 2 exons. The coding region runs from base 164 to 838 and encodes 224 amino acids. Gene Ontology annotation, molecular function: glutathione transferase activity. The record is from RefSeq and is a predicted model, not a curated record. NCBI's taxonomy places the organism in Eukaryota, Viridiplantae, Streptophyta, Magnoliopsida, Fabales, Fabaceae. Gene Ontology annotation, cellular component: cytoplasm.